CGGGCUUGCUUCCUUCAGUGGUUUGACAGCGAGCUAGUUAGCCUCACUUCUCUGCUCUCUCACUGACCUCCGCUCCCCAAGAUGGCUGGUGUUCGAGCCCUUGGUGUUCUUGCUAGAUUCCCAUCAAGGAGAUACGCUCUCUUCACAGGUGGUACAUCUCGCACCUUCUCAGUAGCUCCUGCAAUGCUAGCCCGGACCCAUGUGAGCUAUGAAGUCAAGGACGAUGUGGCUGUUGUACGGAUCAACGACCCAAACUCCAAGGUCAACACACUGUCCAUCCAAAUGCAAAGGGAGAUGGGAGAAGUAAUGCAAGAAGUGUGGGCCAACGAUGAUGUUAAAAGUGCUGUACUCAUCUCCUCAAAGCCGGGGUGCUUCAUCGCAGGAGCUGAUAUCAAUAUGAUUUCGGCCUGCAAAAGUGCAGAGGAGGUCACAGCACUUUCUCAGGAAGGGCAGAAGAUGUUCAACAUGAUCGAGAAAUCGCCUAAACCCAUUGUGGCGGCCAUCAACGGCUCUUGCUUAGGGGGAGGCUUGGAGUUUGCCAUCGCCUGCCAGUACAGAAUUGCAACAAAGAGUAAGAAAACCAUUCUGGGUACUCCUGAGGUGAUGCUGGGUCUUCUGCCUGGGGCUGGCGGCACUCAGAGACUCCCCAGAAUGGUUGGUCUCCCCAAUGCCUUUGACAUGAUGCUGACAGGGAGAAAUAUCAGAGCGGAUAAAGCAAAGAAGAUGGGCCUCGUCCACCAACUCGUAGACCCACUAGGACCUGGGCUGAAGAAUCCUGAGGAGAGAACGAUGGACUACCUUGAGGAAGUUGCCAUUCAAUGUGCCAGAGGGAUCGUCAACAAGACGAUUCCUCUGAGCAAAAAGAAAGGCACUAUGGAGAAAGUUCAAGACUACGUUAUGAGCUUUGAGUUUGUGCGGAACCAGAUUUACAAAACUGUUCACGGGAAAGUGAUGAAGCAGAGCAAGGGACUCUAUCCUGCACCCCUGAAAAUCAUUGAAUCUGCGAAGACAGGAAUAGAACAAGGCCCCGAUGCUGGAUACUUAGCUGAGGCUCAGAAUUUCGGUCAGCUGGCACAAACCUCAGAAUCGGCAGCCCUGAUCGGUCUGUACCACGGUCAAGUUGCGUGCAAGAAGAACCGCUUUGGAACUCCUGAAAAAGAAGUGAAGAAACUGGCCAUCUUGGGGGCAGGUCUGAUGGGAGCAGGUGUUGCACAGGUGACAGUGGACAAAGGUGUGCACACGGUGCUGAAGGACACCACUCUGACUGGACUGGCCAGGGGAGAGCAGCAGGUUUACAAAGGGCUCAACGACAAGACCAGAAAGAGGGCCAUCACAACAUUUGAGAGGGACUCCAUUCUGUCCAACCUGUCCGGCCAGCUGGAUUACAGCGGCUUUGAAAAGGCCGACAUGGUCAUUGAAGCCGUGUUUGAAGACAUCAACAUCAAGCAUGCCGUCCUGAAGGAGGUGGAGGCUGUGAUUUCCCCUCACUGCAUUUUUGCCACCAACACGUCUGCUCUGCCCAUCAAGGACAUCGCUGCUGUCAGCAAGAGACCAGACAAGGUGAUUGGGAUGCACUACUUCUCUCCAGUGGACAAGAUGCAGCUCCUGGAGAUUAUUACCACUGAUCAGACGUCAAAGGACACGACAGCCUCUGCUGUGGCCGUCGGCCUGAAGCAGGGCAAAGUCAUCAUCGUUGUUGGGGAUGGACCUGGUUUCUACACAACAAGGUGUCUGGCUCCCAUGUUGGCGGAAGCAGUUCGAGUGCUUCAGGAAGGACAUGACCCCAAGAAGUUAGAUGCUCUCACCACAAGCUUUGGGUUCCCGGUGGGUGCCGCCACGCUGGCUGAUGAAGUCGGUAUCGACGUCGCCGCCCAUGUGGCCGAGGACCUGGGCAAAGCUUUCGGCUCCCGCUUUGGGGGUGGGAACGUGGAGGUUCUGAAGACCAUGGUGGAAAAGGGAUUCAAGGGCCGCAAAUCGGGAAAGGGUUGCUACGUCUACCAGCCAGGACUCAAGACCAAAGAUGUGAACCCAGAUAUUGGAGAUAUUCUUGAGCAAUUCAAGCUGACACCAAAUCCUACUGUUUCAUCCGACUCUGAUGUGCAGUUCAGGCUGGUUUCCCGGUUCGUCAACGAGGCGGUGAUGUGUUUGCAGGAGGGCAUUUUGAAUGGCCCUCUGGAAGGAGACAUCGGGGCCGUGUUUGGGCUCGGAUUCCCCCCCUGCCUCGGAGGACCUUUCCGUUUCGUGGACAGCUUUGGUGCCGAUAAGCUGGUGGAGAAGAUGAGGCGUUUUGAAUCCGUCUACGGGAAUCACUUCACACCGUGCCAGCUCCUCCUCGAUCACGCAAAGGAUCCUAGCAAGAAGUUCUUCAACUGACCGACUCACCGUGUGUGCCAGUAGCUGUUAAUAGUCCUCCAGUAUGCCGCUAGAAUGUGCCUAACAUUUAUACCACGAGUGGAGGGGCAAACAUACUGAAAUGCACUCAUGUUGUCAGUGUAUUAGGUACACUUAAGUAAAAUCAAUGCAGCAGUCCUACGCCUCAACAGACACCUAACAUUAUAAAAUUGUACAAUUUAUCACAGGGCUGUUGUUAUCAUCUUAGUUUUAGCUGGUGAACCUAAUAAAGUGGCCACUGAAUGUGUUACGUCAGCAACAUUGGAUGUUUUUUUGUACUUUAACAUUAUUGAUUUACCUGAUGAUAAUGUAUAAAUUAAGGAGGCUUAUUCACACAUUGUGGAUGUGAAAUAAUAAAAAUAUUUUCCAAAUGUG
Molecule: messenger RNA, 2766 nt
Organism: Notothenia coriiceps (black rockcod)
Lineage: Eukaryota; Metazoa; Chordata; Actinopteri; Perciformes; Nototheniidae
Gene: hadhab
Product: hydroxyacyl-CoA dehydrogenase trifunctional multienzyme complex subunit alpha b
Exons: 20
Coding region: 82-2373 (763 amino acids)
Biological process (GO): fatty acid beta-oxidation
Cellular component (GO): mitochondrial fatty acid beta-oxidation multienzyme complex; mitochondrion
Molecular function (GO): long-chain (3S)-3-hydroxyacyl-CoA dehydrogenase (NAD+) activity; NAD+ binding; enoyl-CoA hydratase activity
Source: RefSeq, a predicted model, not a curated record